UACGUCUUACGACAUAAGUUAUUAUUAUUCUUUAGCUUUUUAUACAAAUAUAUCAAGUUAUGUUUUUUAAUCAUAUUUAUUAUGUACCUUAGUUGUACGCUUUGUUCCACAGAAGACUAUAAAAUUAGCCCUUAAUUUAAAAACAAUAUAAGCCUAAAGUUGCGCAACAUGGCGAGUUUGUCUCAGCUGCUCCUAUAAAUUUUCGUCUUUGCUGACUGUGACACGCUCUAGUUAACAAUAUUUUAAGUGAACAGUUACAGUUAACUUAUAAUUCGCCUCUCAUAACUAGAUAAAGUGAUGGGACAGUCUGUGUUUUCGUGUGGCUAAAUUGCUAUCGGUGCAGAUCCGAUUGCGGUGCAAUAUUCCAUUUUAUUCAUUUGUGAGCUACAAAAAAUCCGUCAAACUGGAGCGACUCCCGGAGUACCUGCGCGACACCGUCGACUGGUUCAUGGGGUGAGUCGCAUGCUCGCUCGCCGCGCCCCGUGAGUGCGGCCCGCGGGUGCCACGUGCAUGUCCGAACAUGCUGGACUGCCUUUGGAAGGCGCGUCGCAAAGAGCGCGAAGGCGAGGGCGCUGGCGAUCCCAAGCUUUACCUGCAAGAGGCGCUGCUCGAGCGGAAGUUACCCGAGCUAGACAUGCGCCAGCUCGUCGACCUGCCCGACGGCCUCGACUACAAUGAAUGGCUCGCGUCGCACACACUGGCGUUGUUCGACCACGUGAACCUGCUGUACGGCACGGUGUCGGAGUUCUGCACGCCGGCCACGUGCGCCGACAUGACGGGCCCCGGCGGCCGCACGUACGCGUGGUACGACGAGCGCGGCAAGAAGUCCCGGGUCGCCGCGCCGCAGUAUGUCGACUACGUCAUGACAUAUACACAGAAAACUGUCAACGAUGAGACUAUUUUUCCUACUAAAUAUGCGAACGAGUUCCCGGCACAGUUCGAGAGCGUGGUGCGGCGCGUGGUGCGGCUGCUGUUCCACGUGGUGGCGCACAUGUACGCGGCGCACUUCCGCGAGCUGGCCAUGCUGCGGCUGCACGCGCACCUGCACCUCACGUUCGCGCACCUGACGGCGCUCGACCGGCGCUUCGCGCUGCUGGAGCACAAGGAGACGGAGGUGCUGCGCGACCUGGAGGUGGCGCUGCGGCUGUCGGAGCCGGCGGGCGAGGCGGGCGAGGCGGGCGGCGCGGGCGGCGCGGGCGGCGCCGGCGAGGCGGGCGACGACGCGUCCCCGCGGCGCCGCUCGCCCGUCGUGACGCAGCCGCUGGCGUCGGCGUGACCGGCGCCGCGUGGGUACUUAAGGUUUGCCAGGUGCCUUCCGCGAUUCGAUCGAAAGUUGACGCGUGUACGAUUCGUAAGUUGAAGAUUGUUAUCUCUAUUGUAAAUAUUUCAAUCUGUUAAGUAGUUUUAGGAGAUUACGAUUAGUUUAUAAAUUUGUGAUUGCUUUGGUUGUAAAUAAAAGUGAUAUUUGUUUAACUAAUAAACUGAAAGCUUUAAA
Molecule: messenger RNA, 1495 nt
Organism: Nymphalis io (European peacock)
Lineage: Eukaryota; Metazoa; Arthropoda; Insecta; Lepidoptera; Nymphalidae
Gene: Mob2
Product: MOB kinase activator-like 2
Exons: 6
Coding region: 521-1276 (251 amino acids)
Biological process (GO): signal transduction; positive regulation of protein phosphorylation
Cellular component (GO): cytoplasm; nucleus
Molecular function (GO): protein kinase activator activity
Source: RefSeq, a predicted model, not a curated record